Molecule: messenger RNA, 1249 nt
Organism: Suricata suricatta (meerkat)
Lineage: Eukaryota; Metazoa; Chordata; Mammalia; Carnivora; Herpestidae
Gene: RPP30
Product: ribonuclease P/MRP subunit p30
Exons: 12
Coding region: 23-979 (318 amino acids)
Biological process (GO): tRNA processing
Cellular component (GO): nucleolar ribonuclease P complex
Molecular function (GO): RNA binding
Source: RefSeq, a predicted model, not a curated record
GCGGUGCUCAUGUGACUUCAGCAUGGCGGUGUUCGCGGAUUUGGACCUGAGAGCGGGUUCCGACUUGAAGGCGCUCCGCGGGCUGGUGGAGAACGCUGCUCACCUGGGCUAUUCAGUUGUUGCCAUCAAUCAUGUUGUUGAAUUUAAGGAAAAGAAACAGGAAAUUGAAAAACCAGUAGCUGUGUCUGAACUCUUUACAACUUUGCCAAUUGUACAGGGAAAAUCAAGACCGAUUAAAGUUUUAACUAGACUGACAAUUAUCGUUUCGGAUCCAUCUCAUUGCAAUGUUUUGAGAGCAACGUCUUCAAGGGUCCGGCUGUAUGAUAUCGUUGCAGUUUUUCCAAAGACAGAAAAACUUUUUCAUGUUGCUUGUACACAUUUAGAUGUGGAUUUAGUCUGCAUAACUGUAACAGAGAAACUACCAUUUUACUUCAAAAGGCCCCCUAUUAAUGUGGUGAUAGAAGUUCAUUUGCCAGGCAUAGACUUGGACGAUACUGUGGGGUGUGUGCCCGCUGUCCUUCUUUGUUCAUUGAGAAGACCACUGCAGCCAGGUGACUUUGCCAUUGUCCAUGCUAGCACCCUUCAGAUGCUUCCCACUGCUACGGCAAUUGACCGAGGCGUGGGCUUUGAACUUGUCUACAGCCCUGCCAUCAAAGAUUCCACCAUGAGAAGGUACACGAUUUCCAAUGCCCUCAAUUUGAUGCAGGUCUGCAAAGGAAAGAAUGUAAUUAUAUCCAGUGCUGCGGAAAGGCCUUUAGAAAUAAGAGGCCCGUACGAUGUGGCGAACUUAGGGUUGCUGUUCGGGCUGACCGAGAGCGAUGCCAGGGCCGCCGUGUCCACCAACUGCCGAGCGGCUCUUCUCCACGGAGAAACUAGAAAAACUGCUUUUGGAAUUAUUUCCACAGUGAAGAAACCUCGGCCCUCAGAAGCAGAUGAUGAUUCUCUUCCAGCUUGCAAGAAAGCCAAGUGUGAGGGCUGAAAAGAAUCCCCAGUCCUUGUCGGCACUCCCUGCCUGCUAGUCCGUCAGCCACAACGGAAAUGAGAGCUUUGUGUGCUUUUCUGUUUUCAUUCGGAGUUAGGAAUCAGUAGUCUAUAAAAAAAUUUUAUAUUCAAGCCAUUAAAAUAACAAAACCUAGUGAAGCAGUAAAAAAGACCACUAGCUUAAUGAGUUUCGAUAUACUUCAAGAGAAAAACAGAGACUGGUUAAUUUAUCAUUUGUACUAAGUGAUAAAACAGCAGGUAUCAUUGA